AGGGAUCAGCAAAAUGAAUUUCCUCCUGGAAACCCUUCAAGUGAUCGUAAUGUCGAUCUAUUACAACAUGGAGGCGUUUGUCCAACUGUUCAUCCCACUCAAGAAGAAAAAUGUCACCGGUGAAAUCGUCCUCAUCACUGGGGCGGGCAGCGGCAUUGGCCGGCUCAUGGCUGAGAAGUUUGCCCCACUGGGCGUCUCUCUGGUCUUGUGGGACAUCAACCAGGAGGGCAUGAAGGAGACUACAAGGCUAGUGAAGGAGAAAGGGGCGACUAGGGUCCACUACUACCUGUGUGACUGCAGUGACAAGGCCGAAGUCUACAGAGUGGCUGAUCAGGUAAGCAACCUGAUUCUUAUAAACUAGUCUUCAAUCAAGACUAUACUUGGCUGAAUUAGUGUUGCUGCUUUGUUGGAAAAGCCUGCAUGACACUGACAAGCCUAUUUUUACAUUUAGGCAUUAGGAGCUCUUAUCAGCGCCAGGCAUAGGUUAAUGCUUGCUCCUGGGAUGACAGAUAGAGGUGGGGAUUGACCGCGACCUCGGUUGGCACAAACGUCUUAACACUAGCUACUGCGCCUUAUGUCUCCUGUGAUAAUAAAGAGAGAUUCCGGAGGGUUGAAAACGACCUUGUUUUUUUUUAAAACCUCCCAUUUUGGACUCGACUUGUCAAUGUAUGGCUCAUACAUGCGUAAUAAACUAUCUACAUUCCUCCCCCAGCGGAAAAAGGCACAGAAUCCUUAGUUUAACCUGCCAUCAUUUAGUGCAAGAGCUCUACGCACUCGUUUCUGUCGUGUAGUGAACAUGCACACUGAAGCAAGUGGGAUGAGUAGCUGCAUGCGCUUGCCAUUUGUUAUUUUGAGAACAGCGAGAGUACAUCGAUCACAUCCAUGCAUUAGAAGUUAAAUCGAUUAGGUCUCGGUAGAAGUGUCAUUUCUCUCUUUCAAUGCAUUUCUCUGCAAACCAGAAAAUGUUGUGCACUAAAGAUAUUGUAGCCACACAAAUACAUUUAGAAGGUAAUUGUCAACCUUAUCAGCAACACUGACAACCUUUUUAAAGGGAUACUUCGGGAUUUUGGCAAUGAAGCCCUUUUUCUACUUCCCCAGAGUCCGAUGAACUCGUGGAUGCCAUUUUUGUCUCUGUGUCCAUUAGGAAGGUAUUUUGGUCAUAAAGUCAGUAUAUUCCAAAACUGAGUUUUGUGAGAUUUGUGUAAUGGAGUUCAUCAUGACUUACACAGGGUAGGGUUUUGAUUUCGAUCAUGCCCACUAACACGGGAUGGUAAUGCCUAGGGAGAAUUGUCAUGCAUGUGCUGAUUGCUCUCUAUCCAAUCGUACGGCAGAACACAGACUGUGAGACAUAUUACGCAGCGCCCUGGACUUGUUUACAUAAGAUAACAUGUUGCCAAUGUUAUGUUGAAAGAACACUUGGCCCCUAAACCCUUUAUAGAGUGGCCACUUGCUGAUGUGUUUGAUAGUGUUCACUUGAGUCUGUCCAGUGCUUGACUUGGACUGAAAUAGGAGCCGGUAGCCUACUCAGUUUGGGUGCCGGUAAUGUUUUAUAUUUAGUUGCAGGAAAUCCACUAUACUUUUUCGCUAAUAUUCUAUAAGAGGUGCAGGAACUCAAGCAGUAGAAAAUGUGAGGUGCCGGUACACAGUUCUAUGCCCUCCUGCCCAAGUCGAGCACUGAGUCUGCCACUGUUUUAGGCAAAAUGAGAAUUGAGACGAUGCGCACUUACUGUACAUCCCAACUGCCACUUGUCAAGAUUCUAAAUCCAUUUGUGAGCAUCUUGUGUCCUGCCGCGACCUGUUUUGUAACAUGAUUUGCUAUGAAAUUGUGCCAGACAGACGCACUCUCUGGUAAUAGAUAGUGAGGAAAGUUGUAAAAACAUAACAGCACCUUAGCACACACGCACUCGCCAGUGACUUGAUAAGCUGGUUGAUAAGCUGGUUGAUAAGCUGAUUUUAGUUAACGUGGCUUCCCUGCUCAAUGUGCCUGCAAGCUACUACUAGCUAGCUUCAUUGACAAACGCUGAAUUUAGCUAGCUAGUGAUUUCGGGCACUGAUAAACGGCGUUUAGCUUGUGCUUUAUUUACGAUAGUUUGAAAGCUUGCUGUCCUGUGCAGCAGCAGACUAGUCUGCAGUGCACUACUAGUUUUCAUGCACAUUUUUGAACUUGAGAAAUACUGCACCAAACCCCAAUUGUGUGACUAAAACGUCCUUGACAAAAAUGUCAAUGAAUGACAGAUUUCUUGAUUUAUCUUAGAUUAAUUCUGAUUUAUUUUGAGGAAGUGGUAUGCUAUUGGCUAUGUUGUUGCUACGGAGUCUCGAGUGACAAACAACACUAACUGCCAGGGUACGAUAACACACCCACAUCGAACCACACCCCCAAAACUGAAAUCUCGUUUUUGUUAAUGAGCAACAGAAAAACACAUCGAGUUAAGUCGCUCUUGAAAUACCCCCCCCCCCAGCUUCAACCUGUUACCCAUGUCCAUAAUUACACAGCAACAAUGUUAUAUAAUCCUUACCAUAAGUGGGUCGCCAGGAUGUAGGAAACAAAAAGAUGUCAUGUGUGUUUUGAAGUAAAGAGUGUGAUAAAAGUUAACACGUCUAUGUUUAGGUCAAGCGAGAGGUGGGGGAUGUAAGCAUUCUCAUAAACAACGCAGGCAUCGUCACGGGCAAGAAGUUCAUGGAUGCACCAGACUCCCUCAUUGAGAAAACCAUUGAAGUUAACACCAUGGCACACUUUUGGGUGAGCUAAUGAGAUGACUAGCUCACAUCUGUUACUGUCUUGUCUGGUUUCUCUCACUUGCUGUCUUUAUCAGUGCAGGAAUUUAAAUGUGAAAGCAUUAUCCUAAAUCAGCCAAUACGUUUAUAAAAAUGUGAUGGCUCUAACCUCCAUUGUAGGCCUAUGUCCCUUGUAGCGGCAAUUCCACCCAUAACCAUCAAAUGAACACAGAUCUGUGUACUGUUCUUAAGUUCUCCCGCUAAUUUCUCUCUAGACAUAUAAAGCCUUCCUCCCAGCGAUGACUGCCAACAACCACGGUCACCUGGUCAGCAUUGCCAGUUCAGCUGGUCUGAUUGGUGUCAAUGGGCUAGCAGGUAAAUCACCCAGUAUGCAUGUGUGCAUGACAUACACCAAUGUUCCUCAAUACUGGCCCUGGAGAGCGAGAGGAUGUGCAGGCUUUUGUUCCGGUCCAGCACCAAGACACCUGAAGGCUAUUCAAUGUUUGAUGACUGGCUUAAUCAGGUGUUGGUGCAGGGCAAGAACAAAAGCCUGCACAGUGAAAUGCUUACUUACGGGUCCUUUUCCCAACAAUGCUACACACCUUGUGGCCAUUGUGCAGAACAUUGCCUUUGUCUAUUCUGUAAACUCUGGGCAGUACAUCAUGCAAUCAGAGACCUACUGUGGAGCUGAUCGAUACAGAUGUUAUCAGUCGACCUUGAAUGGGGUAGAGGUUUAACUUGUUAAUGUACUGUAGUUGGGUCCAUAGACAGACUGGGGUAGAUGGGGCUGAAAAUGGUUCAAGGACAGUCCAUUUCAACAUUUAAUUGACGUUGGCAUUGCCAAUGCAAUUUCACAAUUUAGUUUAGACAAACAUUAUCUUGCUGUAGAGACCUUUGUUUAACCUGCUCUAGUACUGUUUGCCAAUUCAUGUUUCUCUCUCCUGAUAGAUUACUGUGCCAGUAAGUUUGCUGCUAUUGGCUUUGCUGAGUCUGUGGCUCUGGAGCUGCUGGCUACGGGGAAGGAUGGAGUCAAGACUACCAUAGUGUGUCCAUACUUCAUCAAUACUGGCAUGUUCGAUGGCUGCAAUACUAAGUAAGUUAUCUGCCAUAAGAGGUGUUAUACAGGAUUUAAUUUCUGACUUUAAUGUUGUCAUGUUAUUCUUAAUGCUUUUAUAAAGGUUUAUUAUCCUCCUUGCAUAUAUUUAAUAGAAUUUCUCAUUAAAAGUUUCUCAGAUUGAAUCCUGCUGAAAGUGUAGACAAAUACAAUCCCUUUAAAUGCCAGGGCCAGUUCUGUUUUUAUGAAACUCGACGAGAGACCUUUGAAAUUGAGUUGGGUUCUUUUGAAGCAUGAAAUUGAGGGCCUUGUCUCACCAUUGAAAGGGCAAAAUAGAUGAUUGUGUUGUGGGAGGACUUAGGAAAGUGGCUGGGAGACUUCCUCUCUGAGCUGUGUGUUACUAAUGCCUAUUGUCACAACACACUAUGUAUAAAAGGUCACGCACCUAGGUCAAGUAUGUGGACUGAUACUCAACGUUGCUAGUCAACAUUGCUAGCCCUAUGGUACACUUAAGUGAUAAUGCCAGAGAAGCUGGUGUUUGGAGGAUAUAUUGGCAGGGGUGUUCGUCGAGGGCCGGCAAACCGUGCUAAUAUAUCCUCCAAACACUGGCUUCGAGGGCAUUAUUACUUUAAUACAAUGAGUUACCAACAUAUUCAAAUAAAGAUUGACAUAUUUUCAUUAAAAACUUUAAUUUGAUUAAUUUAUUCAUACUAUUUUAUCCUUCCACAAGAUAUAGUCCCGACACAAAUAAAGGGUUCCUACCCAAGCCGGCUGGUCGUUCGUUCUAUCAGUUCGGUUGCCAGAGACGCGACCCAGUCGUUCAGUCUUUUUGUUCUGUAUCUAUGGACGCGACCCAGUCGUUCGUUCUAAAUGUUCCAUUGCCAUACUGGCUGGCAACGUUCUUCUUGCUUGCUAGCUUGCUAAUUACGGCUAAUUUAAGUGCAGCCAGUAUAACAGCAAAGUAGCUGCAUUUGUGUUUGUUUAAACUGUUUUCUAGUGACAUUUAUUUGGAUAAAUCUAUAACAAUGAGCUAAUGAUGCGCAAUUUCACCUGGCAUAGAAAAUAUGCGCUCUCGUCAGGACACAGUUGUUCAGAGGAGCUACCCAACAACACAGCUAACACAAUCACUUCAAAUUGAAGCUGGAAAGACAGCAAACUAGCUGCAUUUCGUUGUAGUUGUUUCUAUUGACAUUUCUUUGUAUAUAUCCAUAUAAAUUAUGCCAGCUGAUUCAUGACUGGCUGAGAAAAGAUGCCUGUCUGUCUCAUCCUGACUCCCGACAUGUUCAUUACUAUGGGACAGCUGGAGAUUUUAAUAUUGAAACAAUGUUGCAAAUGUCGGAGAGACGGACAGCAAGGUUUAUACAAAUCUCCGCUGUUGAAAAUCAAUGCUAGUCUAAAAGAAAUGGGAGAUAAUGUCUAGAUGCUUUUUAUAGUGGAGAUCAAGUUUAUAAAUUGCCUGGCUGGGCUGAUAAAACAGUGGAUUGCGAAGUGAGAUGGAACAGAGUAAAUAGGCAUUUGAACGUCAUAGCUUUAACCAGUGGUAACUUGUGGAAUAGACACCGGCUGGAAUGUGGUUUUAGCCAAUCAGCAUCCAGGAUUUGACCCACCCGUUGUAUAAAGUAUCAUUAUCACUAUCAACAACAAACAUAGAAGUGUGUACUGUACACAAGAAGAAACAUUACAUACUAUGGACUGGCUACAGUUGUGCUAGUAGGUAAAUAAAUGGUUUCCCCCCCACAGGUGGCCUCUCUUGUUGCCCAUCCUGGAUCCAGACUACGUAGCGAAGAAGAUCAUUGAAGCCAUUUUAACUAACCAGGUCUACCUUCUGCUCCCAAAGAGCAUGUAUCUUCUCAUGGGCCUGAAGAAGUGAGUCCCUUCAUUUUCUUCACUCUACACUUCAUGAUGGGGAUAGCAUGCUGGGUUUAGCUAUUGGUCGCACUGCCUCAAUCACUCAGAGAUCUGCUGCACAAACACGCACAAUGACACGGUCAGUCACGCAAUUCCAAUACUCAGAAAUGGUUACAUGCUCAAAAUGCACAGUAUUGUCAUACCCCUGGUCACAAACUGUGUUUCCUCCACUAGUAAAUGCCCAGGUAGGGUGCCCUCGGUCUAGUUCUCUAGCCUGCCUCCCUGCCAGAAGUAGUUUAGCUUCAAGUCUUUCAAUUGGCAUAGUCCAGAUCUUCCCUAGAUGUCACUUUUGCGGCUUGUUUUUACUGUUCCUGAGCCUUCAAGUCUCAGACAGGAUGGUGAAUUAUUUACUGUAGUAAUUGACGAGGAAGGAUAGACAGACAAACAUUUAAACAUCUGGUUUAGUGACUAGCAGUUGUAGUGAAACCAAACCACCCCAAGCUUUAAGUCAAAGCAUUUUUAUACUGUUGGUGUAUGUGGACCCAAGCAUUUGAGCUGGGUUGCCAAGCAACAGAGCUUUAGUAUUUUGUCUAUGGACGAAUGCAUUGCCAGGCUAAACUGUGCGCACUUAUGAAGCGUGUUACUUCACUACAUCAGGCAGGCUGUCAGUUCAGUUAUAGUUCAAAGAAACGUGUUUUACACAAAUGUUAUAUUUUCUCACUAAAAUACAUUCAUGUAUAUGCGGUAUCUUAAAUUGACACACUGGUUGUUAUUUGGGGGCACAUAUUAAUGAUCACAGGUUCUGGUUGAAAAUGUCACUUCUGAUCCACAAUGGAUGUUUAUUAAUCUUAGAUGGUUAAUGCACAAAGAGUGACUUAAGUGUUUAUAUAGUUGCUGACCUCCCCCCUUCACCGUGUCCUUAUAGCUCCUUGAGGUGGAAGCAGGCAGCUCUCCUGGGGAAGUACCUGGGUGCCUUCGAGAACCCAGAGCACUGUGAGACAACAAGCCUAAAGCUGUACUGAUCUUCACUUGAGCCCCUUGCACUCUGUUUGACCCACAUUUAAUCCAUGCCCAUUGUCAACACACUCACACACCCUCAGGCUGUGAAUUGUGUUUUCUGUUCCAUACGAAGCCAUUGGGCAUGUGCAUCAGUGUCAGUGGCUACCGAUAGCAAAAUGUAGAUUUUAAGUUUAACGGUUAAUUCUGCAUUUCACACUGUUAAGAGAGGGCUCCGAGGUGAUUUCUGUUAGCAUAACACUUACAUUUUCCAACAGCUUGAGGUAAAUUGUCAGCAUUCAAUUUUCACCAGGUGGGCAUUGGAGGUAUCAGGGAAUUCAAUCUGCAUAGUGUUAGUGCAUUAUCACUAGUACUGAAGGUACAUUCUGUCACUUAUUUAUUUGUGAAACAAAGACGUCACCCAAAGCCCUGUAGAAGGAUUGUGCAUUGAUGAAUUUGCAAACAUUUGCAUACAGAUAUAUAUUUUAGGGAACUAGUGAGAGUGAAGGAGUUUGUUUGUUUGUUUGUUGUUUUUGACUUCUGCAUUAUGAAAAUCUGUCAAAGCUGUUCCACUUGGGCCUAGUACCAUUGUAAAAAAAUAAAAUAAGGCAUUGUGCAUCAAUUAAAUACCUGUUACAGUAUGUAGAAAUGCACUGCACUUGGUUGUGGUUGGGUGUGAGUAUCUUCACAACUUUUUAUAUGGCCAUGAUUGUAAAUCCCAUCGGGAUAUGUGAAUACUUCAAGAAUUAUAAUAAAAAUGUGUGUUUUUGUAAGACGGGAUGAGUCAUCUGUUAGUCUACAAUAAUUCAGCAAACCCUCACUCAUACCCAGUGCAAACCUAGUCAGCGCUAAUAGUCGUUACAGGGGUGUAUUUAGUGAGGGGAAACAACCUGAUACAUAGCUGGUAUGAUUCUCAUUGUACGACAGACAAUCAUAUUUUCUUAUCUACACCAUACAUGUCUAUCAGAACUUUUUGUAACGUUGUACCCUCCUGAACAUGCCCCUAGUGAUGGGGAAACAGUUUCUGUUGUAAUGGCAGGGCCGCCCGGGUACACUCCAGGGCAUAUUGCAUGGAGAUCAUAUCAGUAAAAAAUGUAUGGGAAAUAUUUGAUAUCACGUUUUCUAUUUCUUUUGCAAGGCUGUCAAAAGGUAAUCAAUUAGCUUUUUAUUUGAGGAUGUCAGUCAUACACGUACAAGUACAAUAUGCCCAUGGCAGGUAUUUGCAGGUGUACAUCUGAAUAAUAUCACACUAGGGGCUCUAUUCGGUCUAUCACUGAAGCGUUACAGAUUCCGCGAUAAAAUGUUAAGGUAAUUUCCGAUUGAGCCACCAUAUGCAGCGUUUAUCGUGAAUGCAGUCUCCAGUAACGCGGGAAUGUUUCCCUUUAAAUUUCAAUCAUGCUGUAAAGCUGAACUUCCACGAUACGGAUUGAAUAGUGAAUGUCAUAUACUGUACUAGGGCAUGCACCAACGAAGAUACAGUUCGUACUUCAAGAGGGGAACGAUGAACACUGCAGACCUGAAGGCCUGGAUUUGAAAUCACCCAAGUGAAUCUGUGCUAUUCAAAUAUAUUCUGGUUAUUCUAGUGUGCCAGCCAGUCUGUAAAGUGUUAAAUCCAUCCACACAUGUCUAAGUAAUGUCCAGCCAAUGUCACAUCACAACACCUUGUCUUUGGCUGUGUUUACACAGUAAGCCCAAUUCUGAUCUUUUUUUCACUAAUUGGUCUUUUGCCCAAUCAGAUCAGCUCUGAAAAAUAUAUUAUGUGAAAAGAACUGAUGUGAUUGGUCAAAGGACCAAUUAGUGGAAAAAAAGAUCAGACUUGGGCUGCCUGUGUAAACGCAGCCUUUGUAUCUCCAUAAGGCUUGCAAGUACCGGUAAACACUUACCAAGCUAGCCCAAAGGCCGGCAGAUGGCGAUAUUGAUCUGGUAUUGAAUGGUUCCAUUUUACCGUCCAAACGCAUUGUAUGCAGCUAGCAAUACACUCGUAUUCCCGUGGACCGGUUCGUACAUAAAACAUUUUCCAUUCAGGCUGCAAAGGCGUCGAUUUCCUCCUUAACUAGAUUUUAAUGGCGAGAAGGAAGAAAUAAAUUGGGAAAAUAGGAUACUUUCUUUGAAACACCAUUUUCCACCACCAAGCUAGUGGCUAAUGCUACUUCCUGUAGCACCCUGAGUUCAGCCAGGGGUAAACCACACUGCUGCAACCUGAUUGGCUGAACGCGAUAUGCAACACCCGGGAUUAGCAUUCCUAGGCAUUAGCCACUUUAGCAUGGUGGUGGAAAAUGGUGUUUCAUAAAGAAAGUAUGCAUAUAUUCCCAAUUUUUCCGGCCUUCUCGCCAUUAAAUCUAGUUAAGGAGGAAAUUGAUGCCUUUGCAGCAGCCUGAAUGGAGAAUGUUUUAGGUAGGAACAUGAUCCAGGAGGAUACAAGUCUAUUGCCAGCUGCAUACAAUACGUUUGGACGGUAAGAUGGAAACGACUCAAAAUUGCCAUCUGCCGGCCUUUGGGCUGUUGCUAAUGCUUUACUUAUGCAUUUAUGCGAAUUACGGAUGCCAAUUAGCAGUUGCUGUUAUAGAAGCACCUGGUUGAGUGGGCUGCAAGACUACAUUUAGCUGGAGACAACACAGAUUUAUUCAGACCUACACCUGAUUAGGACUGCAGUUGACUAUAAUUAUCUAUAAUUAUUUCCAUUGCUACUUUAGUUCCUUGAGGCCUUUCAGAAUGAGUCGUUGGUUUCAUGUCGAAUACAACACAAUACAGCCAUGACUAAUACAGUAGACGUAAUCACUCGCCACCAAUUAGACUAAAUGGUUAAGGCAUGAAAUGGCUUCUCUUAUUAACAUCUUAAGUAGUGCAAUUAUGAGGUUAUUAUGCCCUUUGAAAUAAGUUUUGUUACUGGACCGGAAGACAUUCAAACCGUGUUGAUUAUACCCUGAAUAAUUUAUUGGAUAUUCAUCAGUGUUUUCUUCUUUAAUUAAGGGGUUUAAUUUAGUCCUACUGUGAUUACCAGUUAGCCUAACUAACAUAAUAGAUUACUAGCCUAACUAACAGAAUAGAUGACUUAAUGUAGUUUGUUCUAAUGAAGUUCCAAUGAAGUCAUUUGGACUCACUUUCUAUUCCAGACAAUGUUUGUUGUUCUCCUAAUAGGCUAUAAAUUGUGCAUUGCAGUGAUCGUUGCUAAUAUGUAGCUUGACUGUUGUUUUUAUCACCACAGUAUUUUGCCCGUCAAGCUCGGGGUUCUGCUGGGGAUGUACCUGGGAGCGUUCAAUUUUAUGGAUGCUUUCAAAGGACGCAUCAAGAAGGAGGAGUAGAGAAGAGUGAAGAAAGAACAGAUUAACAGCCUCUGACUCAAAGGAGAUUAAUAGUGCCUAUCAUGUUUAUCUGUAGUUUUUUUUUCUCUUUUUACAUGUUUUAUUCUUGUUUAUAAUUCAUUUUAGUGUAUGAAGAAAAGCCUACGUACUAGUUUACUUCGGCAGACUUAGGAUAAGUGUAGGCUAUAUUGGUAAUCAAAUAAUUCAUGUAUUACCAUAAAAAAAAGUUAAUGGUGAUAUGUAACAUUGUGUUUUCGUAGCAUAAACAUACGGUGUUAGCUCACUACAUUGACAUGUAAGUGUUGCUACAUUUGGUAGCUAUUUCACUCUUGUAACGUUCAGUGGAAUACGUCCUCUUUUUUUUGGCCUGAAGAUUACCUCAUGCGCACACAUGCACAAUACACAUUAGAAAAGGCUGAGCAGGUAGAGAAGCUCAGGAAACAGUGUCAUGUAAAGGAUCAUUACCUGUGUGUACUGGACUAGUUUUGUGAAGUUAGCUAAGUCUACAGUAGCCAGAUGAUGGUUUACUCUAUUGCCAAUAGGAAAAUCAAUGAAGUAAAAAUGCACAUGCAUUCACAAUGACACUUUACAGAGGUGCUAGGCAUAGGAUCGGAAGGUUAGGAUAAAAUAUCUUCUGUUUUGUUAGAAAAUUAUAAAAUAGUUUGCAUAUACAGUAUUUGUCCUCUCAACCUACCCUUUAUAUUUGAACGACUGAGCUGUUAAUUGGUUAAAGUAAUACGUUUUCCUUUGACAUUGAAGAGAUUACAAUGUAAGCUAAUCAUUUUAUUUCAACCAUGUGUCAUGUUACAUUUGUUAUGUGUGUAACAAUGUUGGUAUAUGAACAUUAUAAAUUUUUAGACAUAUGUUUGUGUGAAAGCCAAAUGUCAUGAGACAUUUAUUAAUAGUAAAAAGUGCUUAUAUAUUUAGCUGUAAUCUUGAAAAAUAAAAGUUUAAUCAAA
This is a messenger RNA of Coregonus sp. 'balchen', 10874 nucleotides long. The record is from the annotation of a GenBank genome assembly. NCBI's taxonomy places the organism in Eukaryota, Metazoa, Chordata, Actinopteri, Salmoniformes, Salmonidae.